This is a messenger RNA of Annulohypoxylon truncatum, 2453 nucleotides long. RefSeq names its product MFS general substrate transporter. The record is from RefSeq and is a predicted model, not a curated record. Bases 467 to 2278 code for a protein of 603 amino acids. Gene Ontology annotation, molecular function: transmembrane transporter activity. The transcript is spliced from 4 exons. Gene Ontology annotation, biological process: transmembrane transport. NCBI's taxonomy places the organism in Eukaryota, Fungi, Ascomycota, Sordariomycetes, Xylariales, Hypoxylaceae.
GGCUUUUUUCGGCGAGGCGAGCGGAGCGAACCGACAAGCAAAAACGCGGAGGCCCAAAACAAGAGGUUGGUGAUGCGUUGGCGUUGCAUUGAGUAAAACUCAGGCUUCUUUGCUGCCCCGGCACGGGGUGGCCUCACGUUUGAGACACCGGGAUUUGAUGUUAGGAGCUCUAAGUCCCAAUUGGGCAAAACGACGCCGCCAGGGAGAAAGGUUUGCGAAUUUGGAAUGCACGAAGCCAACUAACACAUGAAGCUUCAGGUCAUGAACUAAUCGCCAACUUCAACUACCUAGUACAUGAAAACAGCAAGACCAUUCAUGCCCAAUUUCGUAAACUAAACCGAUUUCAUAUUUACUCAAUGACAACUCUACUACAGUAUCAGAGCCUCGGCUUUCAUCCUGUUAAGCUUCGCGACCCAACCCCUAACACCACGAAUAACACCAUCCCAUCCUUCAUCCCUCAUCGCUCAUGGACAUUGACCGGGAUAUUCAACCGGCUGGUGAUAAUAGGAGUCCUGCUCCAGAUUCACAAAUCCAAAAAUCAACCGCCCAGUCAGAAACGGCUGCUACGCUGCUAAGCAGCGAUACCGAACCCGACCAAAGCAGUAAUGCGCCGUUAGAUGUCAGAUCAGGAGAAGAUGACUUCCGCCCUGGAUUGCGUCUAUGGGUUAUCAUCAUCGGAUUGGGUGUUACGCUAUUGCUAACAGCAUUAGAAAACACGGUUAUCACUAUCGCAAUACCAACAAUCAUCUCUGAUCUCAACAUGGGAGAAAACUACAUCUGGAUAACGAACGCCUUCUUCAUAUGCAGCGCAGCCAUUCAGCCUUUUGUCGGCCAAUUAUGCAAUGUUUUCGGUCGAAGAUGGAAUAUGUUAAUCAGCGUCGCCGUUUUCAUUAUGGGCAGUGGUCUCUGCGGUGGUGCGAGAAAUGCCGCCAUGAUGAUCGCUGGCCGAACAAUUCAAGGAUUAGGAUCAGGAGGCAUUACUUUGCUCAACGACAUCAUCGUAUCCGACUUAGUUCCUCUACGUUAUCGUGGCAACUACAUCGGAGUUAUUUUGACCAUCUAUGGGGUUGGUACGACUCUUGGCCCCUUCAUCGGCGGUUCCAUCGUCGCCAACACAACGUGGCGUUGGAUCUUCUAUCUCAACCUCCCCAUAGGCGGAGUCUCGCUUAUGAUUCUUUUCUUCUUCUUACAUGUCAACUACAGUGACCAGUCAACAUUUACGCAAAAGAUAAAACGGAUCGACUUUCUGGGCAACGCUGUACUAGUAGCUUCCACUAUUUCAGUACUUUACGCCUUAGCAUACGCCGGUGCUAAUUACAGCUGGGCUUCGUGGAAUAUACUUGUGCCAUUCCUCCUCGGCUUCCUCGGCUUCUUCAUUUUCGGAUAUACACAAGGCGGUCGGUUCGCGGCUGCAGAACCGGUGAUGCCUCCUCGCCUCUUCAAAACUCGCACGUCCAUCAUUGUUAGCAUCAACACGUUCUUUAACUCUGCACUAACGUUCUGGAGUGUAUUUUUCCUUCCUGUUUACUUCCAAGCGGUCAAGCUUUAUGGACCACAGUAUUCUGGAGUGGCUCUCCUACCUAUGUCUCUGGUUGCAAUCCCAGGGGCAGCUAUCGCCGCAGUGGCGAUCAGCAGAUGGGGCCGUUACAAGCCAGUUCAUAUCGGUGGAUUCGCCCUCUUCAGUCUCGGUCUCGGACUUUUCACACUUCAGAGUCCCGAUAGCACCAUCGCUCAAUGGGCGAGUUACCAGUGUGUGGCUGCUCUGGGUGGAGGCGUAUUACUCAAUUCUCAACUACCUGCGUUUCAGAGUGCUGUGCCUGAGAGUGAUCAAGCAGCCGCCUCCGCAGCUUGGGGCUUCAUACGAAGUUUCGGUUGGGUCUGGGGUGUGGCAAUUCCAGCGAGCGUCUUCAACAACCGAAUCGGCCAGUUAGUCGGCGAGAUAUCAGAUCCUAAGGCUGCACAGAUGUUGGCUAGCGGGGGAGCGUACGGCUCGGCAUCGGCUGAGCAGGUCAUGCAGUUUCCAAGCUCCAUUCAGACCGAAAUAAGGUCUGUUUACUCCCAAGCGAUCCAACGCGUAUUUCAAGUAUCUAUUGCAUUUGCUGGAGUUGGAUUUCUCUUGUCUCUGUUUGAGAGCGAGAUUGUGCUGCGGAAGACAUUGGAUACGGAGUAUGGCCUAAAGCAUGAGAAUGAUCGAUACAAUCGGCCGAAAGCAACUAGGACAGCUGAAACGGUUGAGAAAGCCAAUAAACGGGUAGCCGAUGAAGGUAACCGAGCAUGAUGUUAUACAGAGCAUAUUGUCAGGGGCUACGAGCAAGGGGCUAGAUAACAGCUAGUUAGCUGCGGCCUGUAUAAUACUGGGACGAAUAUGUAAGGGGCCCGAAGGCCCCAAGGGUUUUGGGAGAGUGACAGGCAUUAGUCAAGGUCUUUUACUACAUAUAAGCGAGCCAAAGGCG